This is a messenger RNA of Ostertagia ostertagi, 834 nucleotides long. Lineage: Eukaryota; Metazoa; Nematoda; Chromadorea; Rhabditida; Trichostrongylidae. The record is from the annotation of a GenBank genome assembly.
AUGGUGCCCGGUGGUUUUGAAGCUGACGAUGUCAUAUCAUUAAGAAAACUUACCACAGAUCAACUAAUAGAACGGUUGCUUCAUCUGAAGAGCCUUCAUGAGAAAGAUACUAAAGACUUCGAGGAGUACAAAGCGAGCAGCCUGGAAAUGGAGACGAUUAUGGAGCGUGAAAUAGAAGAUGCACAGCGCGAGGCUAAAGCAACUGCUGCUAAACUCCACCAGUUGAAAGUGGAGGCUGAGCGUGCACACGUUAAGAUCCUCCGCACUGAACAGGAAGGCAACCGUGCGCGCAUUCGUGAAUUGGAGCAGAGGAAUGAUGACCUGGAACGGCAUGAAAGGAACAAUCAGCAAGAAGUUGCCGAUUUAGAGCGCAAAGUGAAUGAAAUGACCGAGAGGCUCACUCUUCUGGAAAAUGAACUAGCCGAGAAACAGACAACUGCGGAGGAAAUGUAUCGGUUACGGGAGGAGAUGCGUGCUGCCGACCGUCCCCUUCUCAUGGUUGGACCCCUAAGAGCAGAACGCGUCGAUGACACUCCGGAAGAACCGACACCUAUAGAGCAACAGAAACCCGGUCUGGAAGAUAUCACUCCCUCUAUUGUGUCAGCUGCCGUCAUCUCCGAGAAAAGUAACGGAGUUUCUGUUGUUAAAAUAUCGCCAAAGGAUUCUAAUGGAAACACGGGCUCUGAGAUCUCGAUGACGCCUUUGUCGGUCGCUGGUGCAGAUGGCAAAGGCUUUGCUAGCUGUGUGAACAGGAUUGUUAAAGAUUUGUUGGUAAAGGUGGACCGACUGGAGGGCAUUCUCACAGGACUUCGUGUGCAAUCCACAAGACGUUGA